AUGACUCUAAGUAAAGCUGUACGCAUAGGAGUCGACGUCGGCGGUACCAAUACCGAUGCCGUUGCCAUAGACGUGGCCCUCGCUACUCAAGGCGAUGCACAACGUGGAGUCAUCGCCUUCAAGAAAACUCCUACUAUGCCAGAUGCGACUGCUGGAAUCGAGACUGCUGUUAGAGCUGUCAUUGACUCUGGCAGCAUAGUUCCCCAGCGGAUAGCAAGCAUCACUGUCGGCACAACACACUUUAUCAAUGCAGUCGUGGAGAGAGAUGCCAGGAGACUUCAAAAGGUCGGCGUCUUGAGACUGUCACGUUCGUUUCUCCGAGAAGUACCUCCAUUCUCAGACUUCCCGCCCGAUCUAGCAGCCAUCAUCAAGGGAUACUGCGGAAUCAUCGAUGGAGGCCUGCACAUUGAUGGUUCUCAAGAAGCACCCAUCAAAGAAGCCCAAGUGAUGGCCGAAUGCGAAAAGAUCAAGGCAGAGAACCUGAGGGCAGUUGUGAUCGCUGGCGUCUUUUCUCCGAUUGACGAGAUAUUCAAGCAAGAGAGCCGCGUCAGAGACAUCAUCCUACGAGAAAUUCCAGGAAUUGACGUCGUAUGUUCUCACGAGGUGGCCAAUAUUGGUUUCCUAGAGCGCGAAAACGCCAGUAUCCUCAAUGCUGCUAUCCUUCAAUAUGCUCGAAAAACAAUGAGGAGGUUCAAUCAGGCCAAGAAGAAGCUGAACCUGACGUGUCCACUAUUCAUUACUCAAAACGACGGGACCACCCUUGAUGCUGCCGCAGCAGCUAGGAUACCCAUUAGGACCUUUGCAUCUGGAGCCACCAACUCGAUGAGGGGAGCUGCAUACUUGGCUGGGAUCGAUGCUGGAGGCAACUCCUCGGCCAUCGUCGUGGAUAUCGGUGGAACUACAGCUGACAUUGGCGUAAUUCUACCAAGCGGACUUCCAAGACAAGCCUCUGCCUAUGUCACAGUCGCUGGAGUAAGAGUGAAUUAUUCAAUGCCUCAUCUGCACUCGGUUGGACUUGGUGGGGGUUCACUCGUGCGCAAUGUUGAUGGAAGAGUCAAGGUCGGCCCUGAGUCGGUUGGCCACUACCUUGUUGAAGAAGCUCUUGUUUUUGGUGGCAAUACAUGCACAGCAUCUGAUAUUGCUGUUGCCCUGGGAAGAGCAGAUAUGGGUGAUAGGAGCAGACUCGCUGAACUGAACCCUGAGUUUGUCCAGUCGGCAAAAGACUGCAUCAAGACUCUACUCGAUGGAGCUGUCGAUGUCAUCAAGACCUCUGCUGAUCCGCUACCCGUACUUCUCGUAGGAGGAGGUGCCGUGCUUGCACCAGAGAAUAUCUCAGGUGCCUCAAAGGUCAUCCUCCCGCCAUUCCACGAUGUUGCGAAUGCCAUUGGUGCUGCUAUCUCUCGUGUCAGCGGUGACGUUGAUAUUGUUCAGAGCACAGCCCACCAGACAGAGUCACAGACUCUUGAGCGUGCAAAGAAGAUGGCCGUCGAAAGAGCCAUUCAAGCUGGUGCCAUCCCCGAAAGUAUUACGAUGGCGAAUGUAGAGAGUAUUCCGUUGCAAUACGUGUCUCAUCAAGUUCGAACCAUUGUUAAAGCAGUGGGAGACGUCGACUUCAAGGGCUACGUAUCAGAGUUGGAGCUCGAGGCUGUAGGUGAUUACGACGACGAAGUCAGCGACGAACCUGAAGGGCACAAGAAUCGAGCUGUCAAUACUACAGAAGUUAUGCCUCCGGAUCCUUUCACCUACACUCCUACCAUCAAGGCCAACGACGAGGGCGUUCCUGAAUGGAUACUCAAUGAAAUUGAUCUGGCUUGGCUGGCGGACGGAUGUUAUGUGCUCGGCUGCGCUGGCGGUGGCACCCCAGCUCCUAGCUUCAUUCAACUGCGGGACAUUAUAAGACAAGGCCAUACUAUUCGCAUCAUCGACCAGUCUUCCCUCAAAGAUGAUGCCCUCAUCUACUGGGGCGGCCAUAUGGGAUCUCCUGCCGUGUCGGUGGAGCGGCUACAGUCAACCGAGACGGUCCAAGCAUUCAAUGUGCUCAUGGAGUAUCUCGGUCAUAAUAAAGUCGAUGCUGUCAUGGGAUUGGAGAUUGGUGGUGCCAAUGGUAUGGAGCCGAUGCUCGUUGGCUCCUCGCGGUUCUUUAAUGCGCCUGUCAUUGACGGUGACUGGAUGGGCCGAGCAUAUCCUACAUACUGGCAGACUACGCUUGCGGUACAUAAACCACUGGAACUCGUUCCUUGUGCCAUUGACUCUGGCGAUGGCAAGAGUAUCAUCAUGACUCGAGCACCAGACGACGAGAUUGUUGACAGAGCAUUGAGAGCGUCAUGUUCCGAGAUGGGAAGCCGAGUCGGUAUGGCCGCCAAACCUACCACUACCGAGAACGUGCGGAGAUAUGGCGUGCUGAAUACCUGUUCUCUUGCUUGGAGGAUAGGCAGAUGCAUCGCCCGCAGUGUUUACAGUAACCAGCUCUCGACAGUUGCAGAGUCGAUCAUCAAAGAGGCUGGUGGGUUGACGUCAGCCAGGGUGCUAUUCAGAGGCAAAAUUGUAGAAGUCGAACGAAGACUAUACAAGGGGCACUCGCACGGCGCUCUACGCAUUGAAGCAUUCGACGAGCAUGUUGAUGACGAAGAAGAUAGUGGAUCGAAGCGAAUGGCACCUGUAGUCUCAGGAGGAACAUUGCGAAUCCCUUUCAAGAACGAAAACAUUCUUGCUGAGCAUACCGCUGCUGACGGCUCUCAAAUCAAGAUCAUCGCCUCUGUCCCUGAUCUCAUUGCUGUGCUAGACAAUGGCUCUGGUAGAGCACUAGGUGUUCCAGAGUUCAAGUACGGUUAUAGAGUGACUGUCUUGGGCAUUACAUGCUCACCGCAGUGGACGAGAACACCUUCUGGUAUCGAGAUUGGAGGACCGAAGGCAUUUGGCUAUGAUGAUGUUGUUUACAAGCCUCUUGGGGAGUAUGUGGAACCUGCGAGUGUGAUUAGAGAAUAUGCUUAA
Fusarium oxysporum Fo47 is the source of this 2991-nucleotide messenger RNA. Its product is annotated as hydantoinase/oxoprolinase. The transcript has a single exon. Gene Ontology annotation, molecular function: 5-oxoprolinase (ATP-hydrolyzing) activity. NCBI's taxonomy places the organism in Eukaryota, Fungi, Ascomycota, Sordariomycetes, Hypocreales, Nectriaceae. The record is from RefSeq and is a predicted model, not a curated record. Gene Ontology annotation, cellular component: cytosol. Gene Ontology annotation, biological process: glutathione metabolic process. The coding region runs from base 1 to 2991 and encodes 996 amino acids.